Messenger RNA from Sinocyclocheilus anshuiensis, 447 nucleotides. Its product is annotated as DLA class I histocompatibility antigen, A9/A9 alpha chain-like. The transcript is spliced from 2 exons. The annotation marks the transcript as partial. Gene Ontology annotation, biological process: immune response. The record is from RefSeq and is a predicted model, not a curated record. Gene Ontology annotation, cellular component: external side of plasma membrane. NCBI's taxonomy places the organism in Eukaryota, Metazoa, Chordata, Actinopteri, Cypriniformes, Cyprinidae.
CAUUUGACAUUACGUUACCAGUUCACAAGCGACAACCGAGGUGUCUGGUACACUUAUUUUAAGCGUUUUUCUGAAAGGAAUUAUUUUUCAGGCAAAAGAAAUAAUGCGGCAUGUAGUGCUUUUGCUCCUUGGAGCUCAUCUUGCCUAUGCAGGAACACACUCUCUGAGAUACUUCUACACUGGUGUGUCUGGAGACAUUGACUUCCCAGAGUUCACAGCGGUUGGUCUGGUUGAUGAAGGGCAGUUUAUAUACUUUGACAGCAACACAAUGAAAGCUGUGCCAAAGACAGAGUGGAUCAGACAGAAUGUGGGAGCAGAUUACUGGGACGGACAGACUCAGAUUGCAACUGACACACAUCCAACCUUCAAAGUCAGCAUCCAGACGAUAAAGGGACGCUUCAACCAGUCAGCAGGUACGCUGGUAACAAACCCACCUACACACACACA